Molecule: messenger RNA, 407 nt
Organism: Pyrgilauda ruficollis (rufous-necked snowfinch)
Lineage: Eukaryota; Metazoa; Chordata; Aves; Passeriformes; Passeridae
Gene: RPS9
Product: ribosomal protein S9
Exons: 1
Source: RefSeq, a predicted model, not a curated record
AAACCCCCAAAUUUUGUGAAAAACUCCCUAAAUUUUUCGGAUUCUCCUCCCCACACCUUCCCUCCUCAAAAACCUCACAAAAUUCCCCCCCAAAAACCCCCAACUUUAUCCUCCAAAACCGCGAUCUGCUGUCGGACAAAGCGUCGUUUUUCCGCCGUAAAAAACCCGAAUUUUGGGGUUUUGACGCGGGGUUUUUUUUGGGGAUUUGGGGGCGGCAGGGUGAGGAAGCAGGUGGUGAACAUCCCCUCGUUCAUCGUGCGCCUGGACUCCCAAAAACACAUCGACUUCUCGCUGCGCUCGCCCUACGGCGGAGGAAGACCCGGCCGCGUGAAGAGGAAGAACGCCAAGAAGGGGCAGGGAGGGGCCGGCGGCGCCGAGGAUGAGGAGGAGGAUUGAGGAGAAUUCCC